AUGAACCCUCUUGUUCCGUUUGAUCACACAUACAUUUUGUAUGAGGAGUCCAGUCUGUUCAGUCUGGCAAUUGCCAUUUGCUCACUGAUUCCAAUACUCAUCCUGGUGUUUCUGUUUUCGGUGUUCGUCGCUACAAGAGAGAUCGAGUGCUGUUUACUGGCUGGAGGCCAGGUGAUUAACGAUGCGAUCAGCAGUAUCAUCAAGAACCUUUUGAAACUCGACCGGCCCUCGCGUGGCCAGAUCUACAAGAAGGACGGCAAUCUGUUGUACGGCAUGCCGUCGUCUCACUCACAAUUCAUCGCAUUCUUCGUCACCUACAUGCUUCUGCGAAUAUUCCUGCAAUGGCCCAACCAAAUGUCGAUCUAUCAGAAAACUAUCAACGCUGGCAUCCUGAUCGCGUUCCAGGUGGCCAUCUGCUACUCGCGUCUUUACUUUGAAUACCACAACCUGUCCCAGAUCUGGAUAGGCACACUACUGGGCCAGCUGUUGGGAAGUCUGUGUUUCCUGGCUGUGGGACUACUCAGAGAUCUAAACGUGAUCAAUAGGGUGCUACAGCUGAAAAUAUGCAAACUGCUCUACAUAAAAGACUCGCUGCACUCGAAAACACCGCUCAAGACGUUUCAGCAAGAAUGGGAGGAAUGGAACAGCCAGUUCAGCUAG
This is a messenger RNA of Ogataea philodendri, 660 nucleotides long. RefSeq lists its product as uncharacterized. Gene Ontology annotation, biological process: protein N-linked glycosylation; lipid biosynthetic process. Gene Ontology annotation, molecular function: dolichyldiphosphatase activity. The coding region runs from base 1 to 660 and encodes 219 amino acids. The transcript has a single exon. The record is from RefSeq and is a predicted model, not a curated record. NCBI's taxonomy places the organism in Eukaryota, Fungi, Ascomycota, Pichiomycetes, Pichiales, Pichiaceae. Gene Ontology annotation, cellular component: endoplasmic reticulum membrane; intracellular membrane-bounded organelle.